GUACAAACAACAUAACACAUAUGUUAAUGAGUUAACGUGUUCAAAUACAAACUUUAAAGAUGACAGGUUCAUUCUGAACUAAGAACAUAUGACUGUAAAAUCAUGAAAUUCAGAGGUCAGACAAUGUAAAGAUGAUCAUCUGAUUAGAGAGCGUGCUGGUAUUGUAGAAGAGCAGGGCCAAGACGGGCUGAUUCUGUACCCUUUUUAAUGGAAGAGAGAAAUCGAUCUUUAAAACAAAUCGCUUUUCUUACACUGCCUUAAGAAAAAUGCUUAAAUAUUACAUUGUACAAGUUAAAAUGACUGUGAUUGUAAACUUGAAUAAGCAGGUUUUGUAAAUGAGCGGAUGAACAAAUAAAAUAAUUUAAAUUUCACAUAUUCUUUAAUUUGUCAGGAAAUGGAAAGAACAGAAAAUUCACAAUAUAUCUCAUUGAUUUUUUCAGCUGCUGUAUUCUUGUACAACACUUCAGGGGGCAGUGUGAUAAUGGAGAAGUGCCACCACAUCAUGGCAUCGGGCCCAACAGUAGAAGAGAGGGUGAAGAAAGCUUUAGGCAGCUGCCCUGAAGGAGGGGAGAUGGCAGAGACGUUUCAGAUCACUCACAGUCUGACAAGAAUGAAAUCUGAACGCAGAAAAACAAACCUGGAGUACCUCAGGAUCACAAGAUGUCAACUGAAUGUGUGGCUUUAACAUCCGGUCAGAGUCUGUUACUGUAUGGUCGAUGGAGCAGCCAGAUUGGCACUGCAAAAUAGAUGAAGGUUCUGCUGGUCUAGUAGCUGCACGAUGGAGCCCAGAUGGACGACACAUUCUGAAUACUACAGAGUUCCAUCUGCGAAUCACUGUCUGGUCUUUGUGCACCAAGUCAGUAUCUUAUAUAAAGUAUCCCAAAGCCUGUCAUCAAGGAAUUGACUUCACCAAAGACGGGCGCUAUCUUGCACUAGCGGAGAGACGAGACUGUAAGGAUUAUAUCAGUAUCUUUGUUUGCAGUGAUUGGCAGCUCCUAAGACACUUUGAGACUGAGACACAGGACCUGACUGGAAUUGAGUGGUCACCAAAUGGUUGUGUGUUGGCAGUUUGGGAUACCUGUUUAGAGUAUAAGGUGCUGUUCUACUCGCUAGAUGGCCGCCUGUUGUCCAUUUUCAGUGCCUAUGAAUGGUGUCUUGGUGUCAAGUCUAUCACGUGGAGUCCCAGUAGCCAGUUUCUAGCAGUUGGCAGUUAUGAUGAGAAGGUGCGCAUUCUAAACCAUAUUACAUGGAAACAGAUUACGGAGCUGGAACAUCCCUCGACCAUCAGCAACCCCAAAAUAGUAUUCUACCGUGAAGUAGAAAGGCGGCCUGUGAUUAGCAAUGAUGACCUUUCUGCCCACCACAGUUUAACUACAGGGAGCUCUCUGUUUAGUACACAGAGUAAAUAUGAAGUCUCUUCAUUGCCAGCACAAGUUCCUGUGAUCAGGCCAGAUCCAGACAGACCAAAUCCCAAGAUUGGAAUUUCAGUAAUGGCCUUCAGUUCUAAUAGCCGCUACCUGGCGACCAAGAAUGAUAACAUGCCCAACAACGUCUGGAUAUGGGAUGUGCAGAAGUUAAAGCUGUUUGUGGUACUUGAGCAUGUGGCUGCCGUGCGCUGCUUUCAGUGGGACCCUUGCCAACCCAGGCUAGCACUUUGUACUGGAAAAAAUAAGGUGUACAUGUGGUCCCCAUCAGGUUGUGCUUGUGUGCAGGUGCCCAUUGCAGGUCAUUUCCAGGUACUUUCGCUCAGCUGGCACACAAGCGGUCAGUCCCUAAUUUUGCUGAGCAAGGACCAGCUGUGUGUGUGUUACUUGGAGAACAAAGAUAGUUGAAAAGCUAACCAACUACACAAUAAAUCAAGAAAAAAAGAACAUUUCACGACUUUCAGAAAAACUUUGAACAAAAGGAAUGUCUCACCUGUACCACAAUGAAAGCAUAAGUUAGAACUGCUCCACUGCUUUGGAUGGCAGCUGUGAUGUAAUUGGUUAUAAAGUGACUGACUUUACCAUUAACUGUAAAUAGUGUACAAACUACCUACUUAUUUACUGACUUAUGAAUGUAAAUAUAUACUAUGAUAUUUUUAUAAAAUAAACUUGCACUUUGACUAGAA
Messenger RNA from Polypterus senegalus (gray bichir), 2110 nucleotides. It is a transcript of the gene wrap73, whose product is annotated as WD repeat containing, antisense to TP73. Gene Ontology annotation, molecular function: protein binding. Gene Ontology annotation, biological process: microtubule anchoring at mitotic spindle pole body; mitotic sister chromatid segregation; protein localization to mitotic spindle pole body. Lineage: Eukaryota; Metazoa; Chordata; Cladistia; Polypteriformes; Polypteridae. The record is from RefSeq and is a predicted model, not a curated record. Gene Ontology annotation, cellular component: MWP complex; mitotic spindle; microtubule organizing center. Bases 672 to 1832 code for a protein of 386 amino acids. The transcript is spliced from 11 exons.